AUGGCUUCCAGACAACCAGCUGCCCGCCCGGGUGCACGUUUCGCCCAGUUUAAGCUCGUCCUUCUCGGAGAAUCUGCUGUCGGAAAGAGUUCGCUGGUCCUGAGAUUUGUUAAAGACCAAUUCGAUGAUUACCGCGAGUCGACGAUCGGAGCCGCUUUCCUGACACAGACCAUCUCCCUCGAUGAGAGUACCACAGUCAAGUUUGAAAUCUGGGAUACUGCCGGCCAAGAGCGCUAUAAGUCGCUGGCUCCUAUGUACUACCGAAAUGCCAACUGUGCCGUCGUUGUCUAUGACAUCACCCAAGCUUCGUCGCUAGACAAGGCCAAGUCAUGGGUAAAGGAGCUUCAGCGCCAAGCAAAUGAGAACAUUGUGAUUGCCCUGGCAGGCAACAAGUUGGAUCUCGUCACCGAGAGCCCCGAUAAGCGAGCGAUCCAAACCGCAGAUGCAGAGGCCUACGCACGUGAAGCCGGUCUACUCUUUUUCGAAACUUCCGCCAAGUCUUCAACCAAUGUCAAGGAACUGUUCACCGCCAUCGCGAAGAAGUUGCCCUUGGACCAGGCCGGUCCUCGGAACCUUCGGACGACUCCUCGGCCCGGUGUCGAUUUGCGCCCUGAGGCUCCAGGCACCCAGGGUGCAGGUGCAUGCAAUUGCUAA
This is a messenger RNA of Penicillium arizonense, 654 nucleotides long. RefSeq names its product Rab family GTPase. The transcript has 5 exons. Gene Ontology annotation, molecular function: GTP binding; GTPase activity. The coding region runs from base 1 to 654 and encodes 217 amino acids. The record is from RefSeq and is a predicted model, not a curated record. NCBI's taxonomy places the organism in Eukaryota, Fungi, Ascomycota, Eurotiomycetes, Eurotiales, Aspergillaceae.